Molecule: messenger RNA, 1437 nt
Organism: Tuber aestivum (summer truffle)
Lineage: Eukaryota; Fungi; Ascomycota; Pezizomycetes; Pezizales; Tuberaceae
Source: the annotation of a GenBank genome assembly
GGCAUCCCGUGUAAAAAAAAAUGAAUCGUUCUAUUGAACCCCAAAUUCUUUUGGCCAAAGUGCCAAAAAAAGAAACCACGUUCAAAUGUAGCUACCCUAUGGAGACCUACAGGUUGGACCAUAUAAAUAAGAUAUAAAGAAAAGCCCUAGCCGGAAAGUUAGAAUACCCGCUCUGUAUCCGAAGCUCUUUCUCUAUAAUAUGCCAAUCAGGGCUUAAGAAACCGGAGUAUGUAUGGGAGUGGUAUCAUAGUAUCAUAUCUCUGGAUAGGCCCAUGAAUGCAGUCGGUUUGAGUCUGAGCUCACCAGAAACUAGGAAGGCGGAAAAACUUUAUUCCGCAAUCUUAUCAGCGUCUCGUACUGUAAGUUACCUGUUGUGGCAUUGACUCCCUACCGCGCCCUGCUCAAACCAUAACAAACCAUCCGCUCUACCGCCCUAAAAGACCUUGCUGUUGGGUAAAAGAACAACUACAAUGUCCGUUUACGCUCCCAUCAAGAGGAAGCUCUAUACCCUCAUAAUGCCCUUGGACCUCGAGAACAAGCGGAUUCUCCUUGGUUAUAAGAAAAGGGGUUUUGGUAUGGGAAAAUGUGAGUCACGUCUGCUCUUGUUUGGAUGAAAUUGGAGAAAUCAAGGAUAUGGCUAACAGUAAUAGACAAUGGCUUCGGCGGAAAAGUGGAAGAAAAUGAAACUAUUCUCGAGGGAGCAAUUCGUGAGCUACAGGUUCGUAGACCCCCCCGUCUUACCUACAUCUGCGAAGCUGGGGCUAAGAAUGAUGAAUAGGAAGAAUCCUGUAUCAAGGGUACAGACCUUUCAUAUCAUGGAAUCUUGUUCUUGGAAGCAAUUGCAGAUGCAACUCUACCGAUCCUGGAAAUCCACGUAUUUGCCGUAACCAAAUGGGAAGGAGAACCUGCCGAGUACUUACCUUCCCAUUCCUCCUUUUCUUUUUACCUUAAUUAAGUGACCCUAAUCCCCUCCUUAUUUAGGACCGAUGAGAUGAGACCGGAAUGGUAUUCAGCGUCCCCGGAUUAUACUGGCUCCGUGGUUGAUGAAAAAAUACCAUUCACCCAAAUGUGGGAGGAAACCGCGGAGUGGUUGCCUCUUCUGCUGAGCGCGUAUUUUGGAAAGGACGGCAGUCCAGAGCAUGGAAAACAAAAGCAAUUGGUCCACCACGCCACUUUCGGAAGUGCCAUAAACCCUGAGACGGGGCUAGAGGACGUCUGGCAUGGAAUGUUGGACAACUACUUUGUCUGGGUUGAGGAUGAGGAAGGAAUACCAAAGCUGGAGGGUUGGGAGAGCGAAGCACGCGGUGCUUGGGUGGAAGAGAGGAGGAAAAGGAGGUUUGGGCUUUAAGGGUCGCUUCCAUAGUAUAUAGUCCAUUUUUCCCGGCAUUUACCACAAUACAUUUUAAUGGAACAACCUUCCAUCAACGAAAUAUCUAC